UGACAGCAGCCCUGCACUAGGUAUCAUGCUGUGUCGGGUCAUGUCUUGGUUGUGUUACCUGUCAAUCUAAACUGAGGUUUCCCAGCUCAGCAUGCUGCUGUUUAGCCUGGAUAUUUCUCUGUCAUGGAGCUAUUUCUCUGUCUUAUGCUCUGCGGGAUGUUUAGCAGUGAUUUCUGGCCUCUCCCCACUGAGGGCACCCCUUGUAAUGUCUCCAACAUGCCAGGUGUCUGUUGGGGGACAGUCACCCUGACUCAGAACCGCUCACCUAAUUUCUUCUUCUCAGCAGCCUCAGCACGCAGCCACUCACUCUAUGGAUGAGCCAAACUAAGGCUUGGAGACAUGAAAUGGCCCAGGGCCACUUAGCUAAUAAUUCACAGAGCCAGGAUGCAAAGCCCAGGCUUGCCACCAGUGCCUUUAUCUUCUGGGAAGACAGUUCCUCUGCUCCUUGGCAGGGACACCUGGAGUGUAGAUCCAGGUUGGGGCCUAUUUGGUCAGCUAGGCAACUGCCAUCAUAUUCAUUUGGAGCUACUAACUAGCAGUGGCUGCUACCUGCUUUCUGAUUUGGUUGGAACCUGAGUUGCUGAAUGUACUUAUGUGGAGAUGGUCUCCUCAGGCCCCAGGUCUGUGUCCUCACAGCAAAGUCUCUCAACCUCUUGCUUCAGGUAAGCCCUGUCACCUGAUAUGUCAUCUGUGGACACUUGUGGAGAAGAUAUCUUUAUGUACACAUGUGCAGAGAUGUUUUUAAAUUUGUGGACUGUUUGUAAAAAAGAAAACAAUCAAAAACUCCUAGCUAAGUGCCUUGGUUCUCUCAAUCCUCCCUGCUUCUCUCUUUUAUACCAAGACAUGUUCUUGGAUGGCUCCCUCUGACUUCCAGGUCCCCUACUCUGUUGCCUGAGUCCUGGCUAAUCCGUCUCAUAAUCAUUUGGGAUGGGCAGCCACACUUAUUGGGGUCUUGGCCUCUUCCAGGGGCAUAGGCAGUGUACAGAGAAGCAGACAGCUGGCCGCCCAGGCCGUGUGGCACUUAAUCUUGGAGCUGGAACAGAGAAACGUCUGUUUGUGUUUCCAUGAACAAGAGGGGACAGCUGGCCCACAGAUAGCAGGCUGGGUCAGCUGAGGGUUGCCUUGGCUGCUGGCUUUAAGCAAACAUUCAGGGCCAGGAGCCUGGACGGAAGAAGGAUGGAGAAGCACUUGGCAGCCCUUGGAAGAGCCACCUGAGGGCUGGUGUCUGGCCUGGCCGUGUGGAAAUCUCUAUGGGUGGUGGCUGUUAGGGAAGUGGCUCCUAGGCCCUGAAGGCCCUCCCUGGAAGCAAACCUCAGUAUUGGGACUUUGCCUGGCAGAUGUGACUGGUGCACCGGCAGCUUCUCCAAGCCAUGGCUGAUACCAUCUUUGGCAGUGGCAGUGACCAAUGGGUUUGUCCCAACGACCGGCAGCUGGCCCUGCGAGCCAAGCUGCAGACAGGCUGGUCUGUGCAUACCUACCAGACAGAGAAACAGAGGAGGAGCCAGUGCCUGAGCUCGGCAGAGGUGGAGGCCAUCCUGCAGGUCAUCCAGAGGGCCGAGCGGCUUGACAUCAUGGAGCAGCAGAGAAUUGGGCGGCUGGUGGAGCGGCUGGAGACUAUGAGGCGAAAUGUGAUGGGGAAUGGCCUUUCCCAGUGCCUGCUGUGUGGGGAGGUGCUGGGCUUCCUGGGCAGCUCUUCAGUAUUUUGCAAAGACUGCAGGAAGAAAGUCUGCACCAAAUGUGGGAUCGAGGUCACCCCUGGCCAGAAGCGGCCCCUGUGGCUGUGUAAGAUCUGCAGCGAGCAAAGAGAGGUCUGGAAAAGGUCUGGAGCCUGGUUCUACAAAGGGCUCCCCAAGUAUAUCUUGCCACUGAAGACUCCUGGCCGAGCAGAUGACCCUCACUUUCGACCUUUGCCAGUGGAGCCGCCAGAACCCGAGCCCCGAAGUGCUGAGGCCAGCCGCAUCUACACAUGGGCUCGAGGGAGAGUGGUUUCCAGCGACAGUGACAGUGACUCAGAUCUCAGCUCCUCCAGCCUGGAUGACAGACUUCCACCUGCUGGGGUCAAAGACAUGAAAGGUGAUAAACCUGGAGGAGAGUCAGAGCCUUCAAGAAACCUCACAUCCUUUUCAAGUGGUUGCUAUCGACAGGAGAUGAUACAAGAGCCCAAAAGUUCUACAUUAGGAAAGAAUAAAGGAAAAGGACUUGCCUGCUUUGGUUUCCAAGGCACGCCUCCCCCCCUCCUCCCACCCCUCACACCAACUCUCAGCUAUGACCAAGCAGAGCUAAGAGAUGGGAAAGGACUGGCUGAAGUAUCACAGGCUCCACAUCUGCUCUCAGCCAUGUUUGAGAGAGAAUUCUUUAAUGAAUAUAAACAGGAAGUAAUAUUUCCUUCUCUCUGCAGCUGAGUUAACAUAUCUUCCCCCACCUUCAUUCUGUAAAGUUAGGAAAAGCUAGCAAUUGUGCUUUCACAUUGGUGACCUGUUCCUUAAUGAAAUGGCCUAGGGUUUUCUUUCUAUUGCCUUGGUAUAGUAUCAGGCCAAUUAGCAGAGGCAGAAGUUAGGUCCUGUUAGAACAUUCUAGAAGACAGCAGCCAUGUGAAUGAGGGCAGCUCCCAACAUAGGAUUUGCAGG
This is a messenger RNA of Perognathus longimembris pacificus (Pacific pocket mouse), 2627 nucleotides long. It is a transcript of the gene Rph3al, whose product is annotated as rabphilin 3A like (without C2 domains). The transcript has 8 exons. Gene Ontology annotation, molecular function: small GTPase binding. Gene Ontology annotation, biological process: intracellular protein transport. NCBI's taxonomy places the organism in Eukaryota, Metazoa, Chordata, Mammalia, Rodentia, Heteromyidae. Bases 1371 to 2402 code for a protein of 343 amino acids. The record is from RefSeq and is a predicted model, not a curated record.